This is a messenger RNA of Piliocolobus tephrosceles (Ugandan red Colobus), 4704 nucleotides long. It is a transcript of the gene IGFN1, whose product is annotated as immunoglobulin like and fibronectin type III domain containing 1. The record is from RefSeq and is a predicted model, not a curated record. NCBI's taxonomy places the organism in Eukaryota, Metazoa, Chordata, Mammalia, Primates, Cercopithecidae. Gene Ontology annotation, molecular function: protein binding. The transcript is spliced from 30 exons.
AUGAUAGCUGCUCAUGGUGAUGAUGUGUGUGAUGAUGGGGAUGAUGACUCAGAUAGCUGUGUUGAACUCAGACUACUCCAGUGUGGGGUCACCGACUGCUGCCAGCGCACUUGCCAGGAGGCUGCACUGAGGGGAAAGUUCCGGAAGUCCCAUAUCCCUGGGGUGAGCAUCUGGCAGCUGGUGGAGGAGAUCCCUGAAGGCUGCAGCACACCAGACUUUGAGCAGAAGCCCGUCACCUUGGCUCUGCCAGAGGGGAAAAAUGCUAUCUUUCGGGCUGUGGUCUGUGGGGAGCCCAGGCCCGAGGUGCAUCGGCAGAACUCCAAAGGUGACCUCAGUGACUCCAGCAAGUACAAGAUCUCCUCCAGCCCUGGCAGCAAGGAUCACGUGCUGCAGAUCAGCAAGCUGACAGGUGAGGACACGGAUCUGUACCGCUGCAUAGCAGUAAAUAUGUACGGAGAGGACACGUGCUCAGCGAGACUCACUGUCAUUGAAGUUGGCUUUCGGAAGAAUUGGAAGAGGCACAAGGAACCACAGGAAGACCUCAGGAAGGAGCUGAUGGACUUCCGGAAGUUGCUGAAGAAGAGGGCCCCACCAGCCCCUGAGAAAAAGAUAGACCUUGAGCAGGUAUGGCAGCUGCUGACGACGGCAGACAGGAAGGACUACGAGCAGAUCUGCAUGAAGUACGGCAUCGAUGACUACCGUGGCAUGCUGCGCAGGCUACAGGAGAUGAAGAAGGAGCAGGAGGACAAGAUGGCACAGUACAUCAAUGCCAUCUCCAGCUUAAGACACAUCAGGGUCACCAAGGAUGGGAUUGCAAAGUUUGACCUGGAGCUGGAUCUCAAGGAUUCUCAGAGCAAGAUUUACCUGUAUAAGGACGGUGAGAUGAUCCCCUAUGGCUUCAACAACCAGACCAAGCACUGUCUGUGCCGGCUGGGAAAGCACUAUGAGUUCCAGAUCCAAGACCUGAGGCCUGAGGACUCUGGCAUUUACCAGGUCAAGGUGGAGGAUGCUGUGGUCUUCUCCACAGAACUGGAGGCCAGUGCCAUACCCCCAAGAGUGGUGAUCCCACUGGCGGAGACCCACUGUGAGGAGCACGGUGACGCAGCCUUCGAAUGUACCUUCUCCAGCCCCUGCCCUAGUGCAGCCUGGCAUUUCCGGCACCGGCUACUCCACCCCAGUGACAAACAUGAAGUGUUUGUGUCCCCCGACGGGCUGACCCACCGGCUGGUGGUGAGGGGGGCCCGUUUCUCAGACAUGGGCCCCUAUUCGCUGGGCACUGGGCCCUACAUUUCCAGCGCCUGGCUGGUGGUUGAAGCUGGGAAGGAUAAAGACCUUCAGUCCACAAGUGCUGACCACCAACUACAGAGCAGGAGAGGUGGCAAAGAUGGCAGGUUGGACAUCUAUGGAGAGAGGAGAGAUGCUACCCGAAGUUCCACAUCCAGAUACAAGCCUGGCACUGGCAGUUUCUCCAAGGAGAUCUGAGGCCCCACAGGCCACUUCUCCCAGGGCUUGGCUGACAUGAAGGUGCAGCAGGGGGAGGCUGCCACACUCUCCUGUACCCUCACCAGUGACCUGGGACCCGGCACCUGGUUUAAGGAUGGCGUCAAGCUCACCGCCCAGGAUGGAGUCAUCUUUAAGCAAGAUGGUCUUGUGCACAGCCUCUUCAUCGCGCGUGUGCAGGGGACCCAAGCCGGGAGGUACACCUUUGUAGCUGGUGACCAGCAGAGCGAGGCCACUCUGACUGUCCAGGAUUCCCCUACCAUUGCUCCAGAUGUGACAGAGAAACUGAGAGAGCCACUGGUGGUCAAGGCUGGGAAGCCGGUGACAGUGAAGAUCCCCUUCCAGAGCCACCUUCCCGUUCAGGCUGCCUGGAAAAAGGACGGGGCCAAGGUGGUGGGCAGUGGUGACAAGGAGGCCUAAGUGGACCUGGGGGACGGCUACACGCAGCUGUGCCUCCCCAGCACAGGCAGGAAGGACAGCGGCCAGUACAGUGUGACGCUGAGGAGUGAGGGAGGCUCUGUGCAGGCCGAGCUCACCCUGCAAGUCAUAAACAAGCCUGAUUCCCCACAAGGCCCCAUGGAGGUUCAGAAUUGCCACAGGGCUGGUGUCUGCCUCUGCUGGCGGCCCCCAAGGGAUGAUGGGGGCCACCCUGUAGAGUGCUACUUGGUGGAGAGAUGGCAGGCUGGCAGGAGCACUUGGCUGAAGGUGGGCGAGGCCCCUGCUGACAGCACCACCUUCACGGAUGCCCAUGUGGAGCCAGGCAGGAAGUAUGCCUUCCGAGUGCGGGCUGUGACCUCAGAGGGGGCUGGCGAGGCCCUGGAGUCUGAGGAGACAUUGCCCCAUCCGGGUGGGACUCAUAUGAGCGGGCUGUUCACAGAGAGGAGGUGGACGGUGGCGGACGUGCGGCAGGGCUGUCAGUACGAGUUCCGGGUCACAGCUGUGGCUCCCUCAGGCCCUGGAGAGCCUGGACCCCCAUCAGAUGCCGUCUUUGCUCGGGACCCCAUGAAGCUCUGCUUCAAUUACUUCACACGGAACCGGGGCUGGAACGGGGUUGGUGAGUGGCUCCCGUGCCAUGCGGGCACCGUGCCAGUCACCACCUACACGGCCAAGGGCCUUCGGCCUGGAGAAGGCUACUUUGUGCAGGUGACAGCAGUUAAUGAAGGAGGUCAGAGCCAGCCCACUGCCCUGGACACAUUAGUGCAAGCCAUGCCUGUUACUGUCUGUCCCAAGUUCCUUGUGGACUCCAGCACCAAGGACUUGCUGACGGUCAAGGUCGGGGACACUGUUCGUGUGCCCGUCUCCUUUGAAGCCGUGCCCAUGCCUGAGGUGACCUGGCUGAAGGACGGCUUGCCCUUGCCCAAAAGAAGUGUGACCGUCACUAAGGAUGGCCUCACCCAGCUUCUGAUCCCUGUGGCUGGCCUCUCAGACAGUGGUCUCUACACUGUAGUGCUGAGGACCCUGCAGGGGAAGGAGGUUGCCCACAGCUUCCGUAUCAGGGUGGCAGCAUGUCCGCAGGCACCUGGGCCCAUCCACCUGCAGGAGAACGUGCCUGGGACAGUGACGGCUGAGUGGGAGCCCUCUCCGGACGAGGCCCGGGGUGUCCCGCUACACUAUGCAGUGUUCACGCGCUCCUCGGCGCAUGGACCCUGGUGCGAGGCAGCCGACCGCAUCCACACCAACCGCUUCACCCUCCUGGGCGUCCUCCCUGGCCACGAGUACCACUUCAAGGCGGUGGCCCAGAAUGAGCUGGGGGCCAGCAAACCCUCCUACACCAGCCAGCCCUGGUGCAUACCCCAGCAGCGCGACAAGUUCCCAGUGAAGGCUCAGAGCUACCGGAAGCCGGACCUGAGCCAGAAGCCCCGGUUCCUGGUGGGCCUGCGGUCCCAUCUGCUACCCCAGGGCUGCGAGUGCUGCAUGAGCUGCGCCGUGCAGGGCUCACCCCGGCCCCACGUCACCUGGUUCAAGAACGACCGCAGCUUGGAAGGAAACCCCGCAGUGUACAGCACUGACCUGAUGGGCGUGUGCUCCCUCACCAUCCCCAGUGUAUCCCUGAAGGACAGCGGAGAGUACAAGGCUGUGGCCGAGAACACGCUGGGCCAGGCAGUCAGUACUGCCACCCUCAUUGUCAUAGGUACGGGGCAGGAUGGCUGCCCCUCUCGACCAACUGGAAUAUCCUGUGUCUUGCAGAACCCAGCGACUAGCCUCACCUCACCCUGGGAUGGUCCUGGACCCUUGAAGCUUCACUUCCGACACCUGCACUGGCCUGAGAAGCCAAUCCCAAGGAUGGAGGCUGGCCCUGGCCUGAGAGUCCUGGAGCAGGAACUGGAUGAGCUUUGGAUGGUACAGGCCCAGCUGGGGCUGAAGCUCCGAGAAACAGGGGUACACAAGCAGGCACUGGCCAAAGCCCCUGAGAGAGAUUUGCCUAGGCACUGUGGGGCAGGGUGGAGACCCUGGCCACCAGCCUCCGGGAGACCCAGGAGAUGCUCCAAGCCCUGGAGAGAGGAGUAUAGGAGGCACAGGAGCCAGCUGGGGCAGAGGCUGGGGGAUGUAGCCCAGAGCACCUUGGAGGUGGAAAGGGUGUGGACCAGUGGGACCAGCAACAUAAGGGCCAAAAGUCCCAAGGAGAGCAAAGCAGGGGUUGAGCAGUUGGACAGAGAUGGAGGGAGCAGGAGAGGCCUGGACCCCUUCCUUCCCAAGUUCCUGGAGUCAGCCUGCCAUCCCAGACAUGACCACCAGGUGGCACCACAGGCUUUGCGGCCGGGCUGGAGCCUGCGCGAGGACAGUGGGCCCUUUGAGACCUCUGGGGACAACCUGGGACUCCCUCCUCCUCGGCCCCUGCGGGACCCUGUGGGACCCUGGGGACAGAGCGAGUGGAACAGAGGCUGGGCCCACACAUCAGGCCUCACCUCUUCUUCCCAGGAUGCACAGCUGGGAAUCUCCCUGAGAGUCAAGGAGAGCAUGGCACCCUCCACAGGGGAGCCUCUGGCGGUGGCCAGGAGAGAGGCGAGCGGCCUCAGGGGCGCGGCCUUGGCUGCUGACAGCGCUGUCGCACUACUAGGACAUGUGUACUGGGGUGCCCAGCAAAGCCCUGACCCCUACAGCAAAGCCAAGCCCUACCAGCCUGCACUCCCACCCCCAAUGGUUCUCUGUGGAGCUGUCGUCCCUGUGUGGACAUACCCCCUCACCCAGGAAGCUCAGCCCUGA